AUGUCCGAAGAACGGAGCAAGGUAUCGCUCCGUAGCGGGCCUAAAAGGAAGGGUCGCCCAACCAUCAGCGCACCGAGACAGAUCUCAAAUCCAAUCCUUCAGAAUAAUAGCCCUCCUCGUGGUGGCGACCCUUCUGAGGCCCCCGCCCGAAGAGCUCGACCUCGCCCCCAGAAUAGUGGAAAGACCUCCGAUCUUGUCAAGCGGCGCUACUCCAGCCGCUUCAAUAACUUGCCGAGUGACUUCGACCCUACAGCGCCCCCUGUUCCCUCGCUGCCGAACGUCGAUAAAUACGAGACUUCUAGAGACCGGAGGGGCGCUCCCCCUUCCCGGGGAGGUGCUGGGGUUCCACCAGUUGAUAUUAAGGCACUGCGUGACCAGAAGCUGGCUGCGGACCAAUAUGUUGCUACCAUCCUCUGCGAUUCUACCGAAGAUGAAAUACGUGAAUACGAGAUCUCGUUGCGGAAGCUCAAGAGCCGUGCGUCGAACGAUUUGCAGCAGAAUGUCUACCAAAACAGAACCCAGUUCAUCAAGAUCAGCAAGGAGGCGGAGAAGCUGAAGAGCGAGAUGCGUGCUCUGAAAAACCUCAUGUCAGAGUUGAAGGCCAAUACCACGGCCCUCCGGUCGGCCGCAAACGACACCGACUCGUCGAACUUUAACGGGGAGUUCUCCACCGGGCUUAGCAAACGAGACAAACGGAGCUCUGUUGCUGACCGAACAGCCUUGUGGAGCUCACAGAUGCAGGCCCUGUAUAAGAACGUUGAGGGAUCGCAGAAGUUCCUACCAAAUUUACAAGGCCGCCAUGUCGUUCAGAAUGCCGGCCCCUGGGUCGAAUUGGACAAUGCCACCUACAGGUCUAGGCGGGCAAUGCAGAUCUUCCUCCUUAAUGACCACCUGCUGAUUGCAUCCCGGAAGAAGCGAAAGGCGGAUGGCCCCGGUUCUGAUGCACGGGGGCCUAUGCUGAAACUGGUGGCCGACCGCUGCUGGCACCUCUUAGAUGUCGAAGUUGUUGACAUGGCUGGCACGAGCGAGACUUCGGGGGCGAGAAACAAGCUUGCCGACGCCAUCAUGGUCAGAGGCGGUGGCCGCGAGUCGUUCAUCUACAGGACAGAGAAGGCAGAAGACACAGAAAAGGGAGCCCUGAUCCUCAACAUCCGGAAGACUGUGGAAGAGCUGCGCCGGACAUUGCAGUCGGAACGAGAAGCUAACAACAAGGCGAAGGAGACGAUCAAUUAUUUCGCUUCACGAGAUCCGGGAUUGCUCCAGAAGACGGAGCUUCUAGAAACCUUGUCCGAUAUCAAGGACAUGCUGAUAGAAGUGGAUGGGAAGCAGCAGAAUCUGCGAUGGGUGGAGAGCCAAAUGGACGAGCUAGACAUCGAUAUCGCUCUCCAACGCAUCGAACCGGCAGUUGCCCGGGUCGAGAAGAUGAGAGGCCUUGCGUUUGGGCUGAAGAAUAACGCCAUCGCACAGGAUUUCAUAUCUUUCAAGGUCGAUGAGAGAUGCACCAAGUUGGCCACGCUCCUCACGCGCGACCUCAUCGACGCGCAUAAAGAACAGAAGAAGACGAAGCGAAACGUCUCCUGGCUGACUAGGCUGGGAUUCGAGGACAGUGCUAGAGAAGGCUAUCUCGGGGCCCGAAGCGACCUUAUCCAGAAGCGAUCCAGGCAGUGUAUUUUCCAGGGUGAUCUUCACCUUUACAUCUGGGAGUUGUCGUUCGUAUACUUUACCAUUAUUCGGAACACGGUCAGUUGCUUUCAAAGCUGUUUCCCGCCGCCAAUGAUGAGUGCCUGCGUCAAAUGGGCAAAGGAAGAGGUCGACGCGUUCAACACCAUCCUGGCUCGGCAGCUGAGCAGUACCGAGGAGGGAGGUGAAGUGUGGAUGCUGUGCGUCAACAGAGCGAAGGAACAUGGCAAAAUGAUGUCCGAGGUCGGGCUCGACUUCCGCAGUCUCCUCUGUGAAUUUCUCGCCAUGGAUACGAACAUGGAGGAUGUCGGGCGAGUCCCCGCAGACGUGUCACCGCUCCCCGCCCUCGAACCCACCACCAUUCCCACCCUGGACGGCUGGAUCGAGAGCCUCAUGAGCUGCAAGCAGCUGGCCGAGUCCGACGUGCAGAGGCUGUGCGAUAAGGCGAGGGAAGUCCUCCAGGAUGAGUCCAACGUCCAACCCGUCAAAUGCCCCGUGACGGUGUGCGGCGACAUCCACGGCCAGUUUCACGACCUCAUGGAACUAUUCAAGAUUGGUGGACCGAACCCUGAUACCAACUACCUCUUCAUGGGCGAUUACGUCGACAGAGGCUAUUAUUCCGUCGAGACAGUGACCCUCCUUGUGGCCCUCAAGAUCCGAUACCCUCAACGGAUCACUAUCCUGCGCGGCAACCACGAGUCGCGGCAAAUCACCCAGGUAUACGGCUUCUACGACGAGUGUCUCCGGAAGUAUGGCAACGCGAACGUCUGGAAGUACUUCACCGACCUCUUCGACUAUCUUCCUCUCACAGCCCUCAUCGACAACCAGAUCUUCUGCCUCCACGGCGGCCUCUCCCCGAGCAUCGACACGUUGGAUAAUAUUCGUGCUCUCGAUAGAAUCCAAGAAGUUCCUCAUGAAGGACCCAUGUGCGACCUUCUGUGGUCCGACCCCGACGACAGGUGCGGUUGGGGUAUCUCGCCCCGAGGUGCUGGGUACACCUUUGGGCAAGAUAUUUCCGAGGCGUUCAACCAUAACAAUGGCUUGACACUCAUAGCUCGCGCUCAUCAGCUCGUCAUGGAAGGGUACAACUGGUCGCAGGAUAGGAACGUGGUGACCAUAUUCUCUGCUCCGAAUUACUGCUACAGGUGCGGUAACCAGGCCGCCAUCAUGGAAAUCGACGAGCAUCUGAAAUACACCUUCUUGCAAUUUGACCCUUGUCCAAGGGCUGGCGAACCUAUGGUCUCUAGACGUAAGUGA
This is a messenger RNA of Phialemonium atrogriseum, 2937 nucleotides long. RefSeq names its product serine/threonine-protein phosphatase pp2a catalytic subunit. Gene Ontology annotation, molecular function: protein serine/threonine phosphatase activity. Gene Ontology annotation, biological process: mitotic cell cycle. The transcript has 12 exons. NCBI's taxonomy places the organism in Eukaryota, Fungi, Ascomycota, Sordariomycetes, Cephalothecales, Cephalothecaceae. Gene Ontology annotation, cellular component: cytosol. The record is from RefSeq and is a predicted model, not a curated record. The coding region runs from base 1 to 2937 and encodes 978 amino acids.